AAUAUAUGAAAUAUAUAAUUAUGCAGAUAAAAUUUAUUCCAAAAUAUAUAUAAAGUAUUUGUGUCUGAUUCAACAGAAUAUAAUUACAUUUCAGAUAAAAUAUGUAAUUUUACUAGGAUCUGUGAACCUAAGACACAGCACUGCAGUUAAAUUUAGAUCAAUGAGACUAGAUACUGCUUUAAGUUUAAAGUUAGAACAGAGUUAGCCCAGUUAGGGCUCUUAGUUGAGCCACAAGUCUCAUCUGAAUGUAAUCAAUUAAAUUUCUUUAAAAUAGUAUCGAAGUUAAACUAGAAAUGCCUUUACCAAGUGGAAGCAAAGAGCCAGAUGAUAGCCAAACAUGGGAAUUAGCAGAAAGAUGUCUUCUUCCAAUUGCAUUCUCACAUGCAAUUGCAGUCAUUUUAGCAACUAUAUUAAAUACAUUGAGUAUAUCACAAACAUCUAGUUUUGUGCUUUUUCUCUUAUUGUUGGUAAUAUCUAUAGGAUCUACACUAUUUUAUCAUAACUUAAAGGUAACUGCCGCAGGAAAAGCAGUUCUUAUUACAGGUUGUGAUUCAAGAGUUGGAUACACUUUAAGUAAACAAUUAGAUGAACUGGGGUUUACAGUAUUUGCUGGAUUUAAUGCAAAAGUUGAGAAUGAAGAGACAAUGCAAAAAUUAAAACAGGAAGCUUCUGGUAGAUUGCAUAUAUUGCAAUUAGAUAUUACUAGUGAGCAUGAUAUUCAUUCGACAUUUCUUUAUGUAAAUGAAAACUUACCAGAUGGUGCACCAGGUUUAUGGGCAUUAAUACAUGCUGCUGCUUGGGUGACAUUAGGUGAAUGCGAAUGGGUGCCUCCUUCUGUAUUAAAACGCAGUAUAGAUAUUAAUUUCAUUGGUCUUGCUAGAUUAACUCAGGUUUUUUUACCUUUGAUUAGACGAUCAAAAGGACGUGUUGUCAUAGUUAGCAGUCUCUUAGCUCGUAUUCCAAGUCCUGUCCGAGGCAUUUAUUGUGCAGUUAAGGCUGCAGUUGAAGCUUGGGGAGCUUGUCUUAGGUUAGAAAUGAGAAGAUGGGGAGUGGAUGUAGUUAUUGUUGAAACUAGUGAAUAUGUAUCUGGAAAUGCUUGGUUAAAAAAUAAUAGUGCCUUGCUGGAACAAGCUAGAGACAUGUGGACUCAAUUGGAUCCUCAAACUCGUAAAGAAUAUGGUCAAGAAUUAUUCCAAAAAGAAAUGUUGGCUCUUGAAAAAUAUACACAAGAAACAGAUAUAGAUUUAACACCAGUAACUAGAGCUUUGACAGAUGGAGUAAUGAAAACUUUUCCAAUGAGAAGAUACACACCAGUAUCACGUAAAGAAAGAAUACAAGCAUUAUGCAGUGAUUAUCUUCCAAAACCAGUUUAUGAUAUAUUGUAUGUAAAUUGAAAAAAAUGUGAAGAUCUACAUGAUCGAGAACAAAGAAUGCAAUGUUCAAAUUUAAUAACCUCUGCCUAAUAGUCAGUUGUUUAUGACAUGAUACUGUAAAGGAUAAAAUUAUUUACUAGUCACAUUUUGUCACUUUAUACAAACCCAAAUAAAUCUUCAACGUAUACGUUACUCUUUGUUAAAAUAAGAAAUGGAAAGAAAAACAUCAAUACCGUUUAUUAAACUAUGUGGUAUAUAAAUUAUAACAAAAUCUGUAAUCAACAGUGUAAUUUUAAAUAAAGGAACUUCCGUAAAGAACGAAAUAUAGAAA
This is a messenger RNA of Bombus huntii, 1704 nucleotides long. Its product is annotated as D-beta-hydroxybutyrate dehydrogenase, mitochondrial. Lineage: Eukaryota; Metazoa; Arthropoda; Insecta; Hymenoptera; Apidae. The transcript is spliced from 6 exons. Bases 294 to 1394 code for a protein of 366 amino acids. The record is from RefSeq and is a predicted model, not a curated record.